Molecule: messenger RNA, 859 nt
Organism: Paramecium tetraurelia
Lineage: Eukaryota; Ciliophora; Oligohymenophorea; Peniculida; Parameciidae
Exons: 5
Biological process (GO): protein phosphorylation
Molecular function (GO): protein kinase activity; ATP binding
Source: RefSeq, a predicted model, not a curated record
AUGAAUUCAAGUAUAAUCAAUAUUGGAGUCUAUUAAAUACUUCUUAAUCGUUUGAUUGGAUAAGGAUGGCAUUCAACUACAUAUUAAUGUAUAAAUAUCCAAUAAAUGUAAAAAUAAUUGGUGGCCAAAAUCUAUUAAAGUUAAACAGUUCCUAAUGAUGCAGAAAUUAUCAAACUUAAAAAGCUGAAUCAUGCUAACGUUGUUUAAAUUUAUGAUGUAUAUUAAAAUGAAAAGGACGUUAUAAUUAUUAUGGAGAAAUGUCAGUCAUCUUUAAGGAACGAAAUGAAAUUUCAGAAGGAAUAUGAUGAGAUGGAGCUAUUGGCUGUUUUAAGUUAAAUCUUGAAGGGUUAUAAUUAUAUUUUGGAUCAGGGUUUAGAAAUAAAUGAAUUGAAACCAACUAAUAUUAUGAUCGAUGAUAAUGAAAUCAUUAAAGUCUCGAAUUAUGGUAUGAGUAACCUCUAUAAACAUUCUGAUGUAGAAGUUAGACCUUAUGCGGCCCCAGAAAUCUUCUUUAGCAAUAAGCAGACUGAUGCCAAAAACAUAUAUUCGUUAGGUUUGAUUAUUUAUUAACUUGUAUUUCAUUAAUUACCAUUCUCGUUAAAGUAGAAUGGUGACGUGAUUGCAUUUCUAUAGAGAAUUAAAAAAUCUAAGCUCUAAAUUCCUUAAAAUAAAUUCUAAAAGAUAACUGAGAUCAUUUCUCAAAUGAUAAUUUAUGAUUAUUAAGAAAGGAUAAAUCGAGAGAAAUUGGGAGAAUUAUUAAUUUAGAAUUUCAAGAGAGGAACCAAUUGCUGCAAAGGCUGACGAUUAUUUAUACUUUUGAUUUUUAGAAAUUAUUUUAUUAUUUUAUUUAUUCAAUAAA